Molecule: messenger RNA, 11919 nt
Organism: Pyrgilauda ruficollis (rufous-necked snowfinch)
Lineage: Eukaryota; Metazoa; Chordata; Aves; Passeriformes; Passeridae
Gene: FBXL4
Product: F-box and leucine rich repeat protein 4
Exons: 9
Coding region: 681-2543 (620 amino acids)
Biological process (GO): SCF-dependent proteasomal ubiquitin-dependent protein catabolic process
Cellular component (GO): SCF ubiquitin ligase complex
Molecular function (GO): protein binding
Source: RefSeq, a predicted model, not a curated record
AGGCUGGCGGGGCCGGGCCGGGCCGGGCCGGGCUGCUGUCGGGGAGGGGACGCGGAAGGCAGCGGCGGCACCGGGCAGUGCCGCCCGUAUCUGCCCGCCGCUGUCCCUAGGCCUCGGCUGCGUCCCGGGGCAGGGAAGUGCUCCCCUGGGGACGGGAGCUGCCCCUGCCGGUAGAGAGUGCGGGCAGCGGAGGAGUGGGAAGGGGUGGCAUGGCAUGGAGCAGGGAGGAGGGGAGGAACAGUGCUGGCACCAGACAAAGCGGGCAGCGCUGGGCACGGGUUGUGCUCCUCUCACCUGCGGGUCCUCCGCCGCUGCUCGGUCCUUGCGGUGUUCCACCUUACACGGCUUCACGCAGCUGCCCGGUCACAACACGACAAAAGGCAGGAUAGGAGCUGAACUAGCGAUACUGUUUUAUUUUAUUUUUUAGAAUUAAAAUGCUUUCUAUGGGGACUUCUGCUUCUGAUGCCAGGACUCUUUUGAAGACCUCAUUUGUUGCCUGGUUUAAAGGAAGAUGAUGUUGUUAGUGAAUUCUGAGCAUCCUUCAGGAGGCUGAUGACCCUUCUGUUGUUGGUGUGUGCUGUCAUGGACAACUUCAAAUGCUCCUUUCCAAAACACCACGGGCAGUUAAUGCAGCUUAUAAAGGACUCCUGACUUUUUGCAUCUUCCUAAGUCCUAUCUAGAUGCCACCAGUGUUUCCCAUGUUAACAGUUCUGAGCAUGUUUUACUACAUGUGCCUUCGGCGCCGAGCUAGGACAGCGACGAGAGGAGAAAUGAACAGUCGGAGGGCUAUUGAAUCGAACACCCGAGCCUUACCUAUCAACGUUGAAAUAGUUCAGUAUGCCAAAGAAGUGUUGGAUUUCAGCUCUCACUAUGGCAGUGAGAACAGCAUGUCCUAUACCAUGUGGAAUUUAGCAGGGUUUCCCAACGUGUAUCCUAGCUCUGGUGACUUUACCCAAACUGCUGUCUUUCGAACUUACGGCACGUGGUGGGAUCGCUGCCCGAGCGCUCGGCUGCCUUUCAAGAGGACACCAUCCACCUUCUGUAGCCAGGACUAUGUGGAACUUGCUUUUGAGGAACCAGUUUAUCCCACUGCAGUGCACAUUCUGGAAACCUAUCAUCCUGGAGCUGUAGUCAGGAUUUUGGCAUGCUCUGCAAAUCCUUACUCACAAAAUCCACCAGCUGAAGUAAGAUGGGAAAUACUUUGGUCUGAGGCACCUACAAAGGUGAAUGGUCCUCAGGCUCGGCAGUUCACACCUUGUAUCAAACAGAUAAACUUUCCCACAAACUUGAUCCGGCUGGAAGUGAACAGCUCUCUUCUGGACUAUUACACUGAAUUGGAUGCAGUAGUACUACAUGGUGUGAAAGAGAGGCCUGUGCUUUCACUUAAGACUUCAAUGAUUGAUAUGAAUGAUAUAGAUGAAGAUGAGGAUGAAGAAAAAUUUGCCUGUGGAAUGGAUGCCCUUAAUAAACAGUUCAGCAUUGUUACCCUCAGGGAAUGGCCAACUAAUGGAUAUUUUGAUAAACUGCCUUAUGAGCUCAUCCAGUUGAUUUUGAGUCACCUUACAGUACCAGACCUGUGUAGACUAGCACAAACUUGUAAGCUACUGUAUCAACAUUGCUGUGACCCUCUGCAGUACAUUCAUCUCAGUUUACAACCUUACUGGGCAAGGAUUAAUGACACAUCUCUGGAGUACCUACAGUCUCGCUGCACGCUCAUCCAGUGGCUGAAUUUAUCUUGGACUGGAAACAGGGGAGCCAUCUCUGUUUCUGGAUUUAGCAGGUUCCUGAAAGUCUGUGGCUCUGAACUAGUACGUCUUGAGUUGUCUUGUGGCCAUUUCCUCAAUGAAACAUGCUUGGAGGUCAUCACUGAAAUGUGUCCAAAUCUUCAGGAAUUAAAUCUCUCAUCAUGUGAUAAAAUACCACCUCAGGCUUUCAACCACAUAGCCAAAGUGGGCAGCCUAAAGCGUCUCAUUCUCUACAGAACAAAAGUGGAGCAAACAGCCCUGCUCAGUAUUUUGAACUUCUGCUCGGAGCUGCAGCACCUCAGCCUGGGCAGCUGUGUCAUGAUUGAAGACUAUGACCUUAUAGCAAGCAUGAUGGGAGCAAAAUGCAAAAAGCUUCGCAGUCUGGAUUUGUGGAGAUGUAAAAACAUAACUGAAAGUGGGAUCGCGGAAUUGGCUUCGGGCUGCCAGCUUUUGGAAGAACUUGAUCUUGGGUGGUGUCCUACGCUCCAGAGCAGUACAGGCUGCUUCACAAACCUUGCACGCAAACUCCCAAAUUUGCAGAAGCUCUUUCUUACGGCCAACAGGUCUGUGUGUGACACAGACAUCGAGGAGCUCGCUGCCAACUGCACGCACUUACGGCAGCUGGAUAUAUUGGGAACAAGGAUGGUGAGCCCUGCAUCUUUAAGAAAAUUGCUGGAGUCUUGUAAAGAUCUUUCUUUACUCGAUGUGUCCUUCUGUUCACAGAUUGAUAAUAGAGUUGUGCUAGAACUGAAUGCCAACUUUCCUAAUGUGUUCAUAAAAAAGAGUUUCACCCAGUGACUCCCUACAUAUGCUGCUGUGGAACUCGUUUGACAGAGUUGUUUUCCUGUAAAUUUCUGCUGUUUUUUUUUUUUUUAAGGAGAAUAUAAAUCUGCUAUAAAAUGGUGGAAAAUAUUAAUUAUCUACACAAAUGGGUAAAAUACAUUUAAAUGUAUUAUGCUUCUUAAAGUUGAUAUUGUACCUAAGAAUUAUUUUACUCUGUUAAUUGGUGGCACUGCAUGUUUUUAAAUACUAGCCAUAUGUCUGGCUUUAAUGAGAAACAAAUGAAUGUCUUCUUAAAUGUCCCUUUACAGGGUGUUAUACACAAUACAAUAUGUCAAUAUCCAGGUGAAAGCAGAAGUUUAGUAUUUAUCAGUAAGGAAAAUAUGGGUGCUUCCUUUUCAUGUGCUUGUGUGUGUAUGUAUAAAUGUAUACAUACGUAUUUGUAUAUACAUGCACAGAUAUUGUAGCAUUCUAGUUUGGCCUGCAGCAUAAGCUUUUAUGAUCUGGCCUAUAAUUAGUUAUUUGAAAACCAGUUUAAGUGUGUAUAAGAACAGAUAGAAAAGGCACUUUGUCUUCUUCGAGUUUUGGCAAUGAAUUCUAUCUGAUACAGUUUUCUCCCUUCCUUCACCUGAAAUAGAUGUAAUGAUGUUUUACAGUCCAGCCUAAGCAACACAACAGAUAAAUGCAAGAAUCUGGACCACCUGAACUUAGAGCAGAAAUGAAAGAUAAAAGUUACAGCUGCUUCUUGGUAUGGAGAUACAAUAAGCCAAGUACUUAAUGUUGUAACUGGUAGUGUGUAGAAAACUCCAGGGUAGUUUCCUUUUUCAAAUUUCUGUCAUGGUCAAGACUUGAUUUGUGAUACGUCUGGUUAUUGUGCAGAGUAUCAUGAAAAGUAGAACUUAGGGUAAUGUGUUAGCAACUGUCCUUUCACUGGCAUCAAAUCUACUGUCAGGUGUAAAAACAAGCGUCUUCGUUCAGUAAAACAGCAAUGAAAAUGUAAUGGGUUUGAAACAAGGGCAAUACAAUUUGAUGAUUUUAUGAUCACCAAACCUUAGUACUGGAUUUGUUUUGUUUGGGUUUUUGUUUUGUUUUGUUUUUCCAAGAGGAGAGUAGCUCAAAGUACUGUUGCACUCUUUGAGACUGCUUAACCUCUGGAGAAGGAAAACUUUGUUGAUGGACAAUUUCUGGAAGUUUCUUCCUGUUGCACUUUCUUCGAUGAAGCUUUUCUCUUUUUUUUUUUUUUUUCCCUUGAAUACCACUGCUAGAGUAUGUUGCUUUGUACAGCUUUGGUUUAGAAUUUUACCUUUUUAGCCAUUGUUGAUGCAUAUGAACCAUAAAAUAUGGGCUGUCUUUUGAUAUUGGUUGUUAUUCUUAUCUUGAUGGCACUUACUACCUACUGGAAUAAGAAGAAGAAUACUUUGUCUGAGAGAAGUACAGUAUUGUACUGAAGAUCAGUGACAAAGAACACUUCAGUUUGUGCAGUAAAUAACCAACUGCUACUAGAGGACUGCUACAAAUCGUUAAAAAUCUGACAAUCUCUGUGACUCCUGAAUGACUGCUUUGAACUCUUUGUACUGGUGCCAAUACUUUAUAAACCAUGUCAUGAAACAGCUACAGAACAUUUACCUGAUUUUAUUGAAAGACCUAGUUCUUCAGAUUUUUGAAUUUUGCUGAAUCUCUGAGGAAUUCCAGAUCCAAAGAAGGGCAUGCACAGUUGGCUUUUUGAUUUUUUCCCUCCACACAGAUGGCACUAUGGGAUUUCCAACUAGUUUAUGCCAUUCCAUUUUUUUUCUUCUUUAGAAAUCUGGGCAUUGUCAGAGAACUUUAGAUUGAUUUGCUUUUUUUUCCAUACUGAAAGAUGUCAGCUUUGGUAUGAUUCUCUGUGAGACCUCAUUUCUUUCAAUUGUGUUUGGGUUCAUUUGUUUUUCUUUGAAAUUUUACCUUUUUUUAGUCUAUAUUUUUCAUUGUAAUUAUUAAACAUUAUUAUUCUAGUUACAUGAGAAAACAGGUACAGAUAAUGGGAGUUUACAAAGAACAGAGUUCAAAAAAAUAUAUUUGUUAUAAAAUUUCACUUCUCAGGGGUUGUUCUGUGUUUAUCUCCUUUUUUUCUAUAGAGAUCUGUUUUGUUUGUUUUUCACUGUAAAUAGAAUGGGAUGUGGAUGAAGUGAUAGCCAUUGUGCCUUCAAACUGGUGAACUUGGUACAUAAUAGAGUUUUUCUCAUCAGUGAAUCAAAUAAGUGUUUUUGUAAUCACAUACAUGUAAAGAAUUUCAUUCUCUGUUGCUUUUUAGGUAGCGUAAAGAAGGUUUAAAUUGAAAUUAUGUUCAUACUGGGGAUUCUUUUCUUAUGUUGCAUCUUCUGUUUGAAAAUGUUUUUUUUCAGGAAUUCUCUGUUGUCACUUGGAAGAUAAAUUGAAGUUGACUUUUUAUUUGAAUUGUUUAAAAUUUGGCUAUUACAAACAUAAUUAAUUCAAAGAGCAGAGAAGCUAUUGGGAAUGACUUCCAUCUAUAGUUAUAGACUUCAACCUUCAGUCAGACAGUAAGAAGCUCUUUUAGCUAUGGCCUUAUAAGUCCAAGAAGUCUUCCAGCAAAACAAAGUUAGAUCAGACUUGACAUGUGUAAUACUUGCAGAGUAAAGAAAACAACUUGAUUUUAGACCUUCCUCAUAUGUCACAAAGAAGCAAGAAUGGGUCGCUGUCUCUUUAGUUCUGCUGUCUUAUACUUAAGUGUGUCUAUUUAUUUAUAUAUAUAUGUAUGCAUAAAUUAUAUAUACACACACAUAUGUUUGUGUGUCUAUAUGAAUUCUUUUGGAUGUGUGUACAUACAUAAACUUAUAGGUAUAAAUCUCAAUGUUUUUCAUGUAGGAAUUACUUUUGUAAAGUGAGUGUAACAGAAAAUAAUGUGUUUCAUAGCAGUUCUGCUUUCAACUAUUGCUUUGCUCUACCUGGAGACUGAGUUCAUCUCCACCCAUGCAGCAGGAAAAGCCUGGACAGAUGUGCUGAAUUUCCAGUGUUGCUUUGCCAAAGUGCCUUUUGGUUUGUCUGCUUGUGAAAGGUGUUACAGAGUGUGAAGAGUGAAUGCAAAGUCUGAUAACUACUGUGGACUGUCUCCUUGCAAAGCAGUCAUAUAGAGAGAAACUUAUCUUCUAGUUUCAUUUAAUCCAAAAUGAAUAAUGUCAGUUCCUCCACUGGAGGAAUUAAUUACUCUUGAAUUGGGUCUCAUCUCCAUCACUAGACUGUCCCUCAGUCAUAUUAUCUAAGUUCUGCUGUUAACGAUAUUCUUUUUUUUUUAAUUGUGUUUUUUGAUUAUUUGUCUUUCUGAAGCUUUGUAAAAGAUAUGCUUUGGCAACAAAUGUUAAAAAAAAAAAUGGCUAACAUGUCCAAAAAAAGGGGUUUACUCUGAGCUGCUCCUGUUUUUAAACUAAAGAGGAUCUUCCAUACCCUCUGUAUGAAAUUGAUGUGGGAUGGCCUGUAAGUAACUAUGUAAUUCCUUGGGUAAUUAAAAAAACUAGUAUGAUAAAUUUACCAUUUAAAGCAUCUUCUUAACUCUUCAAGGCUUUAAUUCAGUAGUGUACUUAGUUGUAUUCAUAAUUUUGAGCUAUCUGGCUGCAUAGCUCUAUGAAAUGGGUGGGGUUUCUGUUCUUUAAAUUAUACACCUGAUUAAGUCCAUUAGUGAGCAUGACUCAUAUAGAACAGUUUUGCGUGGGAGUUUCGACCUUAUAAUCCCCCAUGUACUUGGAGGUCCAAGUUUCAGACAAAAAACCACAAGUGAACAAACAACAAAACCUACCAAAACCUUUGUAUUUCCUUAGAGCUCUUAUGCUAAGUUUUCCAGAUAUAAGAUGUCUAGUAAUCAUGGUACACAGUGAGUAGAAUUCAUCUCACUGAAUGUUAGUUCUCUGAAAGUUAGACAUCUACUUCAAGGGAGGAAUCUGGGCACCUCUAGAGAGUUAUUAAUCUCCUAAGGCAGACAUUUCAGGAAAGUGGAAUGAAUCAUGUUCUAGAGAGCCUCUCUGGAGACUGUGGAAGCUGUGAUUUAGCUCAGGUUAGAUACUAAACUGAGAUUAAUUCCAUCCAGUGCUGUACUACCUGUCUUGAAAAACAAGACCGAAACAACAUCCAUCCUUAAACCUUCAAACCCUCCAAAUUCCAUCCAGAGAGAAGCAAAAAAAAAAAAAAAAAAAAAGUCUGAGGAGGAAACCCUGAGGAGUUUUCUUAAUGCCAGGAUCUGCUUCUGUCCCUUGCUAAUACCUGUGAUAUAUAAUUGUUUUAUUUUGUUUGGCUUUUGGGUUUGGGUUUUUUUGGAAAUGCAUCCUCUUUCCCUGUUCCAGAAUCUCAUGUACCUAACUGGCUGUAUGUAUAGUUCUGUAAAUGUGUGAACAGACAAACAUAAUUAAUGUAUUGCCACUAUUUUGAUAAUCUUUCAUAUUGCUAUAAUUAAGACUGAGUAGUUUAACUGCUCUGCUGUCAUCAGAAAUGUCACCCACUGUGCAUUUGCAAAAAUUGUGUGCAGAGUCUUGGUUCUAACUGUGUGUACUUAUUGCAUCUUAUGGGAUAUAUUUCCCAUGUCACAUCAGCAGGACUGCUAAAUUUACAAAAACUAAAUAAAAUGUAGCAUUUUAUUAUGAGGACUAUGGGGGCGACUUUAUCUAUAUGAUUUACAUAUUCAUUAUUGCUCUUUAACAGUGAUUCUGUAAGUUGUAGCUUUGGAAAUGACUAGACUAGAAAUCCCUGGUUGAAUGCAUCUGCACGUGCUGUGUCAGAUGCAGUAAGUUUUUUCCCAGAUGAAGGCAUUAGUCCUUCACUGAGUUGAUGAUUUCUGUGAUUUUUAGAUAUCUGGCUUGAUAACGAAGUGCAAGAAGAUGCUCUUUAAUAAAUGUUACCAGCACAGGACAAGUUGUGGUAACUGACAUUUGGAAGGGCUGAGAAAUGAGUGUUGGAUGUUACAGAUCCUCAGGAGCUUCAGAGAAACGCAUCAACAGGAAGAGUCUCAUUAAGAAGAUUCAGCCUCUGUAAUAGGAGGCAGUGGUGAGAUUUUCCUUUUCAGCUAAUGGACUAAAUACUUUUGUUUGGGUUACAUAGCUCUGGUUUCUUCUUGUCUUGUUUUCACUUGAGGAUGGUAAAUGGUGCAGUUAGGAAUACACAUAUCCUAAACUGAAGGGCAUCCAUUGUGAGCAAUGAAGUUUUUCUGUUGCAUGUUUUGUUCACCUUUUCUAAAAAUAAAAGUAUAAAAAUACCCUCAACUACUUGAAAACUCAUUUUCCUUAGAUUCUGAAGAAAUGUAAAUGUCAAGAAGGUUGAGGAAAGAAAGAAAGGAGACUUAUUCAGAUUUAUCUGGAAACUCAUGGAAGGGUAGCCAGAGCUAUUUGUAGAUGUGAGGAAAAUGUGUGCCUUGCUCUAGAUUGGCUCUGCCUUUCCCAGGAACAUAGCUUUCCACAUAGAAUCACUUGCUCAUACUUCUAAAUCAAGAUUUACCAUUUAGAUGCUCUUAAUAUUGACCUUUCAUGUGCAUGUUUGUUAAGUAAGUCAGAAUGUAUCUUUGUUUCAUUUUUAUCAACUACAUAAAAUAUUUUUUCUUUGCAUACCACUGUGAAAUCAUGUUCUUUGUUAUUCAUUGAAACUAUUUCAUGCAUGUACACACAGGUGCAUGUAAGACUUAAUUGCUCAGAUUUUUUGCAGCUGGUCCUGUUCUGAGGACAAACUGCAGUUUGGGGAUAAAAAUGGUAAAGUCUCUGGAGAAGGCUCGAGGGAAAUAAGAUCAAUGUAUUGGGAUGAGGGAAAGAAUGAAGAAGAGGGAGCCAGAUUCUUCUCAGUGAUGCCCAUGAACAGGACAAGAGGCAGUGUGCACAAACUGAAACACACAAGAUGACACAUUCUAUGGCACAGGUUGCCUAGAGAGCUUGGGGAGUCUCCAUCCUUGGAGAUACUCAUCAUCCUGGGCACUGAUUGGCUGGCCCUGUUUGAGCUGGUGACCUCCAGAGGUCCCUUUCCAGCUUCAUCUGUUCUUUGUUCUAUCAUCCGAGAUACGCCUGUGGUUGGUUUCUUUGCUUCAUUGUACUGAUUGCUGAACAAGGUAGGGAGAGGGGAAAAGAAAGAAUAUCAUAAGGAACUUGGCAUAUUGAGAACAGACACAAGAAUCUUGUACAUUUCCAUUUUUGUUAUUUUAGAAGUAACAUCUCUCCAUUUAAGUUAGCAGGAAAAUCUAGACACAACUUAACUGGAGUAAAAUUUUGGUUUUCAACAUGCAGAUCUGUAACGUACAAAACACACAACUGUUUUAUGGGAGUGUGAUCGUCACUUCAAAGCCUGAAAGCUACACCAAGGACUAAGAAAAAUAACCCUAUUCUUGGGCACUAGCAGUAGUUUCUGGGUAGAAACUGAAUUGUCUAUAAUACACUAGGAAUGGUUUAGUUUGUAUAUCUUUAGUGUUUGUUUAUGUAGACCUUACACUGAAUUGGGAUUGCCAUGGUUUAAGUGACAGUUAUUCCUGCUUACUUCGUUAGGAAACUGAGUAUAGCAGUUACCUGUUCAUAGUGUCAAACACAAAUGUUCGAAUUCAGGUGAAAAAGAGGACCAAGUUUACGAAACAGUGAAAUGUCUGAGUGUUUUAGCGGGGUACCAUGUAAUAAUUAUGGUGAGUUCCCAUCUUUUGUAUAUUUACUAUUUUACCAUUGUCAGGAGUUGUCUCUGCUCACCAUCAGAGAUGGGUUCCCUUUUAUCAGACCUUGGUCUCUCUAGAUUUUUCUUUAGGAUGGUGCCACAGAUUUUUGCAUAUACCCACUGUUCUGAAACAAACAGAGAAAACAGCUGGCUUGGUUAGAAUUUGGAAACUAAUGGCUAGUCUAUGUUUGAAGUUAUUUUGGAAUAGUUACUAAAAGUAAAUUAAAGUAACCAGGAAUUUAUGUGUUCACAGGGAGACUUUGCACUUUCUGAUUUAACUUUGGCAUUCAGACAAUUACAGGUGCCCUUCAGCUGUCACAGUGAAAUCUGUGUGGUGGUGAUCUUUCUGGAUUUUGUUAAUGAACAUAAGGCCACUCCACCUCUUCAGCAUCUUGUGGCAUUUUGCAUUCAUGUCCUUGCCAGGCAGAUGGUGGAGUUGAGGGUUGUGGAGAUUGGCCCAGCUCUGGAAGUGAGGUGUGUGAAUUGCCUGGGGAAAUUUCCUGCUUGUAUUUAUUCAUAUGUGCAGAUGAGAAGGAAGGGCAUCUUCAGACUUUUCACAUUUAAAUACCUAAAUCCAGUACCUGGAUUCAUUUAAACAUAAUAGGUCUCUCUCCCUGCCCCCCAUCACAUAACCAGCAACAAAAUACUUGCAUUGUAUUUAUGAUUUAAUAGUAUGCUCCAUUUUCUGCCGCAAUAGGAGUUUGAGUAAUGUAACAAGAAACUCCUGUUGCAUUACCUUUUAAAGAAACUAAUUUCUGGAAAGGUGGAAGAGCAGCAAUAGAGGGAAUGGUUCCAGACACUAUCUGUAAAUACCUGUGCUGUGCAUGCUAUGCCUGUAAGCACCAGAAGCAAGUUAUACCUUUUUGUAAUAACAAGUUGAGAAGGACAAAAGGGAUAAUUGCCUCUAAGCACAUUUUCUGUAGCUGGAGGAUAUUUAUAUCAUUGAAUUUUAAAUAUCUAGAGUUGAUACUAAAGUUAGGACACUAUUCUCCUAGGGUCCUGUCACUGAGUAGAUAGGUUCUUCUAUAAGGUAAUUCCGAUCAGAUUAGUCUGCAAUUGAGGUCUUGAAUUGACCUUUGGAGAAGCAAAGGUCUGUGUAGACCCAGUAAAAUUUCUGUUGGAAGCUAGCAUGAGUGGAUUCAGAGUAAGAGGUUGCUUACCCCUUGGUGCUCUCUAUUAGUCCCCUAGCUUGACGUGCUUCCACCAAAGGCCACCGCUUGCUUUGCUCUGUUAGUUGAACUGGAUCUGAUUGCUCCCUACAAAAUAUUGGUUAAAACUAGAAAACUGCUUGGUUUCUAGUAGUUGUCCUUUUGGUUGUUUGGGGGUUUUUUUACCCUCCUAAUUUGGCUAUUAAAGCAAGCAGAAGGAAGGGGGCAUUUAGCUUCAAUUAAAAGAAUAACAAGCAGCAGGUGGUAGCAUGUUGGUUGUGCAAAUGCUUUAAAUCAAAUUAGCAUAAAUGAGGAUAGCCACUCUUGAUUGUGAUCCAAAGCUUCUUAAUUUUUACAUAGUUCAUCUCAGUACUGUGCCACAAAAAUGUCCUAAGUGAAGUUGUUUAUUUGCUCCUCAUGAUGGUGGCUCAAGCCCUAAAGUAUAAAAUGCUACUGUGAACAUAUGAGAACAUUCAGGUCCUAACUGACUUCAAUAAAUUCCCUGAAAAAGAUCCUCAGUUCCAAACAGAUGUUGGAAGUUUUAGAUUAGAGAGGUAAUAAGAGCAUAUUUAAAGUAUGGUGAAGGCAGUGGUUAGCAAAUCUAAGCUAGAGGGAGGGGCAACAGUUCUCGGAUGUGUUUUUCAGGACUUUUUUCCUGAUCAUGGGCUGCAUUGGCCCAUGAAGCUAACAUCCACCCCUUUGCAGUCCUAAAUAUAGUCAGCGUUCCAAGAGCUCUUUCUGUAUGUGCAGUCUUAGAUCCCAAAUCUGUUUUCUGUGUUCCUAUUCAGUAAUUAGCUGAUCCACUUUUAGUUUGGUCUUCCUCUUAGUAUACUAAGCAGUGUUUAUCUUAGCAUCUAUAUUUCUUUUUAAUAUUCCUCUCUGAGAUUCAUGCUUUUCUUUUAUACUUAGGCAAGUACUUGAUUACAUUUCAAAACAAGGUUUUUCUGAUCUGUGUUCUGCCUGACCGAGAGUAAGUGGAAGGUAGUGUUAUUGGUGUAUUCCUUCUUUUCAGAUUUGGCUACUGUAUCUUCUUUCUUUCUGUGUGUAAACCCAAAGGUUUUACAUGUGUCUGCAUUUGCAGACACAGCUCUGGCAUGGAUCCCUGACUCCUCCUCAUUUGACUGAUGCUUUUGGGGUAUGAAGUAUGGGUUGACUUGAAUACACAUAUACACACAAAACAGAGAUGUUAGCCCUGUAUUCAUGAAGGAUUUAGUUUACUAUGGAGAAAUCAUCUAAUGCCUUAUAUUGCUAAUUCAAAGAUAAAAUCUUCUUAUCUUUAAAAGUUAAUCAAUUAUUUCUAUUUAGGAAAUUAAGCCUGUUUUCUUCUGCUGUGUUGGGUCAUUUAAAAUAUCAUAAUACUGUGUUGUGCAGUUUACUCCAUUACUGCCAGUAUAAAGAAGUUGAAAUUAACGUUCUCCCUGAGUUGUCAGUGUGUCUGCUAAUUCAAAGAUGACAGAAAUGUGUUAAAAUAUAUUCAAUCUAUAAUAUUUAUCUUGCUUUGCACUUAAUUUGUUUCUCUUUGACUGUCUUGCAAAAUGCCAAGUGUACAUAAAAUAAUGAAUAAAUAAAAAAUAAAUUAUUUGUCUACA